AUCUCCAACAAUUAACAGAAAAUAAAACAAUAUCAUGGACUUCUUUAUAUAAGCAUUAUCUUGAGAAGAUAAAUUCUGAUCUACCUGAUCUUAUUGAUCAAACUGUAGAUAAUGAGAAAAGUAAGAUUGAUGAUGAUGACGACAAUAAUAAAAUGAUAAAAGAUGACAAACAAGAAUAUCAUGCUAAAUAG
Messenger RNA from Racocetra persica, 191 nucleotides. Lineage: Eukaryota; Fungi; Glomeromycota; Glomeromycetes; Diversisporales; Gigasporaceae. The record is from the annotation of a GenBank genome assembly.